AUGCCGCUUGUGAUGGAUAGAAGCUGGAACAAGUCGAGCCAAGCUGAAAUCGCACCGAAUUGUCCGAGAUGCGCCUCCCCGAACACCAAAUUUUGUUACUACAACAAUUAUAGCUUGUCGCAGCCUAGGUACUUUUGUAAGGGCUGUAGGAGGUACUGGACGAAGGGUGGGUCCUUAAGGAAUGUUCCCGUGGGCGGCGGGUGUCGUAAAUACCGCCGCUCGAGAACAAAGCAGAGUGGUACGAGUCUGGCUCAUACCACGGUUAACCCGGACGGGUUAACUACGAGGUCCACGACUACUGAGGGAGACGAGGAGCCGGCUAAUAUAGACCUGGCUGCGGUUUAUGCCAACUAUUUGAAUCAAAAUUCUGGUUCUCAAAAUAAUGUAGGGGCUGAUCAAGAUGUUUCUAGCGGAGCUAGUUGUGCAUCAUACGACUUCCCAAUACAAAAUUCCGACAAUAUGGUAAUGGAAUUCGAAAAAUCGCUUGAUCUACUCGAAGAAACCCAGCUACAUGAUGAUCUCUACCAAGAUAUUAGCAUUGGGGACGAUAAUUAUCAGGAUUUUGUUGCUCAAACUCCGAAUGCUUUCGAGUUGCUCGAUGAUAAUUUACAAGAAGAAGUGACAUGGAUGAAUGCGGGAACUUUUCCGAAUUUUAUGUGGGAAUCUGGCAUGCAGUGGCAAGAGCCUGGGUCUUUUCCACAUCAAGAUCAACUACAAAAUUCAGCAAAUCUAAUCAACCAAAAUUGGAGCUCCUCGUCAACGGAUUUAUCUGGAUUAAUUUAA
Messenger RNA from Daucus carota subsp. sativus, 783 nucleotides. RefSeq names its product dof zinc finger protein DOF1.2. Gene Ontology annotation, biological process: regulation of DNA-templated transcription. NCBI's taxonomy places the organism in Eukaryota, Viridiplantae, Streptophyta, Magnoliopsida, Apiales, Apiaceae. The record is from RefSeq and is a predicted model, not a curated record. Gene Ontology annotation, molecular function: DNA binding; DNA-binding transcription factor activity. Bases 1 to 783 code for a protein of 260 amino acids. The transcript has a single exon.